This is a messenger RNA of Hemibagrus wyckioides, 2304 nucleotides long. RefSeq names its product free fatty acid receptor 2-like. Gene Ontology annotation, cellular component: plasma membrane. Gene Ontology annotation, molecular function: G protein-coupled receptor activity. The record is from RefSeq and is a predicted model, not a curated record. The transcript is spliced from 2 exons. Bases 427 to 1392 code for a protein of 321 amino acids. Lineage: Eukaryota; Metazoa; Chordata; Actinopteri; Siluriformes; Bagridae. Gene Ontology annotation, biological process: cellular response to fatty acid; G protein-coupled receptor signaling pathway.
AAUAUGGUUUGUAUUCAUCUGCUGUUUUUGUGUGUUAGUAAAAUAUAUGGAUGCAUGAAAAAGGCAAUGCUACAAGAGAACUGGAACAAUUAAAAAGUGAGAAAGACAAGUAAAAAUCAUCAACUUUCAAAGCCUAGCCACCAUUCGGAGCAUUCACAGCUCUCAGUUACCUCUAAUUAAUGCUCAUUGCCAUAUAGGGGGUGUUACAUUCUUAACUGACAUCAACACAAUCAAAUUUGCACAGACUUCCUGAAGUUUCUGAAGUCUGAUGGUUUUAUUCUUUCUAAGCCUGCUACCCAAGUGCAGUUGGAUCUAUACACUGAAAUUAUAAGUUCACAACAUAUGGAUUGCUUUCACUUUUAAUAAGAGGUUAGAAGACGUGCUUAAGGAUCACAUUACUGUCAUUGGUGCCCUGCAGUUGCCAAGAUGAUAAACCACUGGGUGCUUCUCUCAACCUAUAUUAUAACCUUCUUAUUCGGCCUACCAGCCAAUAUCCUGGCCAUUUAUGCCUUCAUCAGGAAGCUUAGAAAAAAACCCACACCCACGGACAUCCUCCUGCUGAACCUGACCCUCUCUGAUCUGCUCUUUUUGUUUUUCCUACCGAUGAAGAUGUAUGAGGCCGCAUCAGGCCUGCAAUGGCACCUUUCCCAGACCAUGUGCUCCAUCAUGUCAUUUGUCUUUUUCACCACCAUCUACACCAGCUCUCUGCUCCUGAUGGCUAUCAGCAUUGAUCGCUACUUGGGAGUGGCCUUCCCAGUGGCCUACAUGAAGUUUCGCAGGCUUCUCUAUGCCAUCAUUGGCGGGAUUUUCAUCUGGCUGGUUAGUGGUGCACACUGCACGCUUGUGUUUUUCGUCGUCCAUAUGGGCACAGGGAAUAGCACUGAAGCCAAGACCACCUGCUACGAGAACUUCACCGAUGACCAGAAAAGCGUUGUACUGCCAGCGCGCCUGGAGUUCUUUGUGGUUCUUUGUGUAUUGCCCCUGGUUGUAUGUGUCUUCUGCUAUCUCAACUGCAUCUGGAUCCUUUACCAUAGGCCCCGCAUAACAAAGGAGAAGAAGCAGAGGGCCAUUGGAAUGGCAGUGGGCACUUUGAGCGUCUUCUUGAUUUGUUUUGUGCCCUAUAACGUUUCUCAUCUGGUGGGGUUUAACACUAAAGAAAGCCCACCAUGGAGGUACUACACACUGCUCCUAAGCACCUUAAACACCUGCCUGGACCCCAUCAUCUUCUACUUCUCCUCAACCAUGUAUCGCAACACCACCAAAAUGUCCUUCUGGAGAGUUUUCUCACUUCGCCGUCGUCUAGGCUUGAACACUCCUCCCAAUUUAGAGUUUGAAGCAGAUUCGAACUCCGACAAAGAAUUUGACCGUCACAAUAGUAACAACAAAAAAUAAAGAGAUUUACUACAAGAUUUACAGUGACGACACUUGAAACUUAAACAUUCAACUGGAAAUACAAAUACAAAUUCAUCAACUGAGGUACAUUCUAACAUCCAAAAUUGAAAAGUUUAUUGAUUGGUUUAUUUAUUUAUUUUUUGGUGAAAUGUUCAUAUUGCUAACUCAGUCCAGCAGAUCACAGUUGUCUUCAACUGUGAGCCGAGUCACUGACAACCUUUCGCGUUUAAAUACAACCUUUCAGCUUUAAAUACAACAUUUAAAUACAACAUUUCAUGUCAUGAAUUCUCCAUGAGAAACUGCUUUUACACCACAAAUGUCAGAUCUGUUCAGAAGGUCUUGACAGUGCAAGGUGAAUCAGAGGUUUGUAUUAACGUGCUAGCGCUAGUAGGUUGUAACUUCUACAGGUACUUGUUUGGCAGAGGCACAACAUAAUCAGAUUUAAAAUUCUUUUAUUUAGCAUUUUUCAAAGGAGUCUCCAGUGUCAUAGCUCAGUCUGAUACCAAGCUGUAACUUUUCUAAAUGGGAUUUCGGAAGUUUUCAGAAAAGAUGACUUUUCUUUUAUAAGACUUGAUAAUCUGUUCACUUUGCAUCUCUCUCUCUCUCUCUCUCUUCGUCACUCACUUACACACACACACACACACACACACACACACACACACAGCUACUACUCAUACUGACCUCAGAUGCUUCUAUUGCUUACUGGAACUUGCUAAGCUGCUUCUAGGCAUUUAGAAGAUUAAGAUGGAGAUUUAAUGUUUUCUAAUUGUUAAUUUUAGCCAAAGGAUAUCAGCCAUUAUAUUUUGUCACUGAUGUUCAGGCAGAUAUUACAGAAUUUCUGACAUAUGAAAUGUUUACAAUGCAUUAUUUAAAAAAAAAAUCACGUGAUGUGUUUAAAGCUUAAAUAAAUAC